AUGAAUACUAACGCAUUGCGGGCGUAUUUUAGGGCGAAAGGGGGAGAAGUUGGAGGUUUGUCGUAUCGGGCUAGGAUGCAUUGUCUUUUUGCUAAGCUGGCGCCAUCUUUAACCGUCACAGAGCAAAACCUGGCAGACCGAGUUCGGUAUAUCUUGCGCUCAAAUAUAUUUGAUGUCGCCGAACUCGAACGACUACGAUGUGAGGCUGUUCCGUCAUUGGAUGAAAAUGCUACGGCUGAGGAUGCGGCGCCACUAAUUUCAGAGCAACCCGCAAACGUGGAUGCCGCCGUGAAUACCCCAGUUGUGGUUGAUUCAAACGAUGAUGGAACAGUCACCCAGGAACUAUAA
Molecule: messenger RNA, 348 nt
Organism: Parnassius apollo (apollo)
Lineage: Eukaryota; Metazoa; Arthropoda; Insecta; Lepidoptera; Papilionidae
Source: the annotation of a GenBank genome assembly